UGCACAAUAAUCAAAAUGUUCAAAAUCCUGAUGAUCUGCGCUAUUAUUGGCCUGGCCGCCGCCUUCCCCAGUGACCAUGUCGAAGUCAUUGAGGAAAAAAAUGACGUGCGUGCAGAUGGCGCCACAGUAGUACUUAAACAAAAUGACGGCACCGAGGAGACUAGAGACAUAGAUGAGCACGGCGUUAUCCACGGCACCAGCUCCUGGGUCUCACCCGAGGGAGAACACAUUAAGUUCACUUAUGUGGCUGAUGAGAACGGUUACCAGCCCCAGGGUGAUGUUAUCCCAACCCCACCCCCAACUCCAGAGUUAAUUUUGAAGGCUCUUGCUUAUCUCGAGUCUCAUCCCUCAAAAGACAGUCACUAAAAUAAUUGUAAUCUUGCUAAUUGGACUGUACAAGCUCCCGACCCUGGAAUACUUCUCGACAAUGAUACUAUUUAAGUUUUUCGUCUCUAAAGCAUAAUUUUUUUACGAUUAUAAAAAUAUAUGCAAAACAUUUUUUACGGCAAAAAUA
Molecule: messenger RNA, 514 nt
Organism: Drosophila innubila
Lineage: Eukaryota; Metazoa; Arthropoda; Insecta; Diptera; Drosophilidae
Product: larval cuticle protein 4-like
Exons: 2
Coding region: 16-366 (116 amino acids)
Cellular component (GO): chitin-based extracellular matrix
Molecular function (GO): structural constituent of chitin-based larval cuticle
Source: RefSeq, a predicted model, not a curated record